UACCUCUUAGGCGCGCCCAUGACACCUCUCUCUGCUCGACAGCGCCAUGCUGCCCAGUUCGAGCGCCUGGACGGUCGCUUCUUUCGAGUUGGUGGCCCAAAUCUUGAACCGGAAGGAGCCGGUCGUCAUAGCGAUGACGAGAGCGACGACGACACAAAUUUCGUCGUACGAGGGGGGCUCAGACAAUCGACAGAGGCUGCAGACGAUUCUUUCGCUGUGCGGCAGCUUUGGGCCAAACGCCAAAUUAACAGCGUCGUCUUCUACCUUAUGCAGUGGGAGGGCCACGAGGACUUGACGUGGGAGCCCACACAUAACUUACCGUUAGAUCUUAUGGCUGGGUUCGAGGCGAGCCACAAGGACUCCGUGUGGGACUAUCAGUCCACUCGCGGCAGGCGUCGCCAGCUGAGAGCAGAGCGCCCCACACGCCGAUCGACGCGAGUUCGCGCUCGCAGCUCCCUUCGCCGGCAGCUCGGCUAACAUCUGCGCUAGUUUAGAUAUUCAAUAUUCAUUGAAUAAGCUCCCC
Molecule: messenger RNA, 523 nt
Organism: Phytophthora nicotianae INRA-310
Lineage: Eukaryota; Oomycota; Peronosporomycetes; Peronosporales; Peronosporaceae
Exons: 2
Coding region: 19-477 (152 amino acids)
Source: RefSeq, a predicted model, not a curated record